Racocetra persica is the source of this 1455-nucleotide messenger RNA. Lineage: Eukaryota; Fungi; Glomeromycota; Glomeromycetes; Diversisporales; Gigasporaceae. The record is from the annotation of a GenBank genome assembly.
AUGAAAGAAAACGAAAUUGAAUUGACAGAAGAACAAAAAAAAUGUGUUGAAUAUGACUUGGAGAAAAAAUUACUAGUUAUUGAAGCCAAUCCCGGCACCGGGAAAACCGAAGUUCUAAAAGGUCGAGUGCUUUUUAUUCACCAAAAAAACGAGCAACAAAGAAAAUUAAUUUUAGUCUUGUCUUAUAACACUAACAUUGUUGGAGAAGUGAGAAAUAAGUUAAAAACAGAAGGAUUAAAUGUGCGAAAAAGCUUUAAAGAUUUCUUUUCAGAUGUUAAUCAUCGCCACGUUUGUUCCUUAAACAAGUGUCCUACCUACUCGAAAAACACAAAACCUUUGGUUUUAGUUUGCACCAUUCAUUCUCUAGCUAAUGGUCCAAUAUUCUCACGCCAAACCAAACUCCUUAAAUACCUUUUACGACAAGGAGCCGAAAAUUAUCUUGAUAAAGCCAAACAUAAAAAGUUGUGGGAAAUUUUCCAAAACAAUGUUGAGUUGACUAAAGUGGAUAAUCCUUUCUAUCAUUAUGACAUAAAUUAUUCUCGUUUUUUAACUCAAAUUCCCGCGUUAUUGCCAGAAGAAAAAGAAUUAUUAGCAAUGAUGAAAAAAAACUUAAAAAAAGGAACUUUAAAUUUAAUUACCGAAAUUUUUGGCAACGAGCAAACCAAAUUCAUUUUUGUGGGUGACCCCAAACAAAAUAUCAUGGGUUUUGCUGGUGCUCGAGAGGACAUUUUUCAGUUGUUAAAACAAAAAUUUUCUCCGGAAGUUUAUAAUAAAAGUGUUAUUACACUCAGUUUUCCCAAAAAACCUCCUAGUGGUCACAAACCACAAAUAAUUAUUGUCGGCCACGAAGCCGAUUAUCAGUUAAGUUCUGACGAAGAGCGAGAAAUUACGGAGGAAUUAGCCCAAAAUCCGGAGUUAAAAAACCAGAGAGCUAUCACUACUAAUAUAAGCGGAAAAAUAAUUAAUGAUAUCCUUAUUAAAGUUCGUCGGCAAAUAAAGAAAAAAAUUCCCUUAACCGAAUUUUCCUCCUUAAAAAGUUUGCUGGCUAGUUUAAAAAUUCCGGAAGACAGUAUUUUUCAACUGUCCGUGAUAGUUAAGCAAAUAGACGAGAACAAAGAAAAAAAUUCUAGUUUAACCCUCAGCCAAGUCAAUGAUUUUAUUAGCCAAUUAACAGCCAUAAAAAAUCAUUACGGCAUCAAACUUUCCACCAUUCAUGGGAUGAAAGAAUUUAAAAAUACUGAACUUUACAAGUCGGGACUUUUGUUUCUUAAUCGGCUGGAAAAAUCUUCAAGAAAUGAUGUCCGGGAAUUGCCAUCCUCAAUCCAGAAUUAUCCUUAUGAAGCAUCUCUCCGAACAAAUAUUAGUCUCUCCCGAGACCUUUUUGAAAGUCAAAUUAAAGAAAAUAUUGAAACCAAGGAAAAAGAUUUUUGGAUAGGGAAUUUAAGGCUGCAAACC